GAUUAUAAAUCGUUGUGGCUGCGGUUCCCACCCCCAGCACUCUGUGGAGCUCCGCUAGCAGAACAGGUCGCAUUGAUCCUGCACAGCGUGCCCGGCCUCCCUGCUGCUGACCUCGCCACACAGCCAUGGCUGAUCAACUAACUGAAGAACAGAUCGCAGAAUUCAAGGAGGCCUUCUCCUUAUUUGACAAAGACGGCGAUGGCACCAUCACGACUAAAGAGCUCGGGACGGUGAUGAGGUCCCUCGGCCAGAACCCCACGGAGGCCGAGCUGCAGGACAUGAUCAACGAAGUAGACGCUGAUGGCAACGGCACCAUCGACUUCCCUGAAUUCCUGACCAUGAUGGCAAGAAAAAUGAAAGACACAGACAGCGAGGAGGAGAUCCGCGAAGCUUUCAGAGUCUUUGAUAAGGAUGGUAACGGGUACAUCAGUGCGGCCGAGCUCCGCCACGUAAUGACUAAUCUAGGGGAAAAGCUAACGGACGAGGAAGUAGAUGAAAUGAUCAGGGAAGCCGAUAUAGAUGGCGACGGGCAGGUCAAUUACGAAGAAUUCGUACAGAUGAUGACCGCAAAGUGAAGCCUCGUCCGUCCCCCUCUAGAAGAAUCAAAUUGAAUCUUUUACUUACCUCUUGCAAAAAUGUUAAUUUACUCAUUCUGUUUCUGUAUAGCAAAACUGAAUGUCAACAAAUACCUUCUGUCCACAAAAAAAAAACUGCAUGUAAUGGUUGGUGGUCCCGUCCCCCCUCUCCCCUCCUCCAAAAAAAAAAAAAGAUGAGUUUUACGGUAUAUCGAGUACUCGUACUCCCUUAACAACAACGAGGAAGCACUUAGUGGACUCCUUAAGCUCCGUUUGCUAAUGAUUAACCCCGUUUGGGCUGGCCGCUUUUACAUGCAUGCAGCUUGACAAUUGAGCGCAGUCAGAUCUUUGUAUUUAAAAACAAGGCAAAAAAAAUAUAUAUAGAAUAAAAAAAAAAAUCCACUUUUGUCGGGUGGGUUCGGUUUGAGUCCGUAGCGUAAAUUGUCAUCGCUGGUUUUGACGUAAAGUUGGUUGAUACCUCAGGAGGGUACGCAGCGUGGCGGCUGGGGGGGUGCAAAUGUCGAGGAAAGUCCCUGGUGAUCUGAACGCUGUGUUUUUACCUUUUUAUUGUUUUUUUCUCUUUAUUUUGUACUCGGUGUGCUCCGAAAUCUUACCCGAAGAUGGCAUGUCUUUCUAAUUGGUUUUAACACUUUGUUUGCCUUGCACUAAAAGCGGAACGGGUGUCGGGCUGUUAACCGUUCACCAAAUUUUUAGAGGAUAAAAAAAAACCUUUCACCGCGGGGAGCAUCUUUUGGACUCUCGUGGGUUUUUAAGACUGUACCGGACUUUGAGCCGCCGGAGACCACCUUCGUAGGACGUCGGCGCCGACCGACGCGGCUGCGGGAGAAAGUUCAUUCUGUCCAUUCCAAGUUGUAAAUGCUAGUCAUUUUUUUUUGUUUUUUUUUUUCUCAAUAAAAGACCAUUAACAUU
Messenger RNA from Spea bombifrons (plains spadefoot toad), 1505 nucleotides. RefSeq names its product calmodulin 1 (gene CALM1). Gene Ontology annotation, molecular function: calcium ion binding. The coding region runs from base 126 to 575 and encodes 149 amino acids. Lineage: Eukaryota; Metazoa; Chordata; Amphibia; Anura; Pelobatidae. The record is from RefSeq and is a predicted model, not a curated record. The transcript has 6 exons.